Molecule: messenger RNA, 1266 nt
Organism: Exserohilum turcica Et28A
Lineage: Eukaryota; Fungi; Ascomycota; Dothideomycetes; Pleosporales; Pleosporaceae
Exons: 1
Coding region: 1-1266 (421 amino acids)
Molecular function (GO): FAD binding
Source: RefSeq, a predicted model, not a curated record
AUGGCUCCCCUGAAAGUACUUAUUUGCGGCGCUGGCAUUGCUGGCAACGCUCUCGCCUUCUGGCUCUCACAACAGCAGCAUGAUGUUACAAUCAUUGAGCGUUACAGUGACUUGAGGUCUACCGGCUUACAGAUCGAUAUCCGCGGAUAUGGUAUUGAGGUCCUGAAGCGGAUGGGGCUCGAGGCAGAUUUCCGUGCCAAGUCAGUUCAAGAGCGAGGAUUGGAAUUUGUGAACAGCAAGGGCAAAGUAGUAGCAUACUUUCCUGCAAACAUGACUGGCGAAGGGCUUCAGAGCUUCACAACGGACUACGAGAUCAUGCGAGGUGAUCUUAUCCAGCUACUGUACAGUAAAAUCAAAGACCGUGUACGAUUUUCGUUUGGGACUGCCAUCGAGGGUUUUGAGCAGCUGGAUAAUGGUGUGGAGGUUCGAUUCGAAAAUGGUCAAAAGGACCGAUACGACCUUCUCAUCGGCGCCGACGGGCAGUGGUCUCGCACUCGGAGGCAGAUGCUGGGCCCUCAAGCAGAAGACGCCAUUCAUUUCCUUGGUGUCUACGCCGGUUAUUUCACCGUCCCUCGCCCGAUCAAGGAUGGAGAGACAUACAACGCAACUGCUUAUAUUGCCCCGGAAAAGCGACUCUUGUUCAGUCGAAGACACAGUCCAGACCGCGUCCAGGUAUACCUCGUAGGCCAGACUGAUUCCGAGCGAGUGAUGGCGGCACGGAAACGCGGUAUAGAGGAUGAAAAGGCCGUCUUAACAGACAUAUUCCGCUCGGCUGGGUGGCAAUCAGAGGAACUAGUCAAGGAACUACAAGCAUCAACCGACUUCUAUUGUGAGCAUAUGGGUGUUGUCAGGCUGGCUUCAUGGAGCCAGGGACGAGUCGGGCUUGUGGGGGAUGCAGCAUAUUGCCCUACAGCAACCACGGGAAUGGGUACAACCUCAAGUCUAGUGGGCGCCUAUGUUCUGGCUGGCGAGAUACAGGAUCAUUUCAGUCGCUUUUCCAAGGACAAACUUCCCAGAGCUCUGCACACUUAUGAGGAGCGGUUCCGCCCCUUCAUGAGCACCGUUCAGGACGGUAUUGAGAAAGACAAAACUUACUGGCACAAGAUGCCAACAGGCUCGUUCUUGUUGGCGGUCCUUAAUUUUUUCCUUUCCGUUGCAUCUUUCUUUAGGCUGGACGUACUCGCUCAACAUAUCAUGAGCGAAGAUACAGGUAAUUGGAAACUCCCGGAUUAUGAGGGAAUGGACUUUCGGAAGGACAAGAAGUAA